Spirodela intermedia is the source of this 1077-nucleotide messenger RNA. Lineage: Eukaryota; Viridiplantae; Streptophyta; Magnoliopsida; Alismatales; Araceae. The record is from the annotation of a GenBank genome assembly.
AUGGUGGGGUGCCGGAUUCGGAAGAGAGGCGGCGUUGGCGGCUCUGGUGAUGUGGAGCUCGCCCCAGGGGAGAUGACGAUGCCGUCCUUGAUGCUGCUCUACGCCGACAAGGCCCUGUUCUCGGAAUCCCGUGCGCUGUGGCUCGAGAUCAUCAACAGCUCCGUCGUGCCCGGCGCGGAGGUGGUGCUACGUCUGAUGGACGCCUAUCUCCGGGCGGGGCAGUUCGACGAGCUCGCGAGGGUCGUCCGCGAGGUCGCAUCCAGGGAUUACGAAUUCUGCGCGGAGAUAUACUCCGCCGCCGUCUCCUGCUUCGGGAGCGCAGGGAAGCUGGCGAUGAUGGAGACAAUGUUGAGGGAGAUGGCCUCGAAAGGGAUCAAGAUAGACUCCCUGACGGGGAACGCCUUCGUCGAGUAUUACAGCGCCUUCGGCUCCCUGUCGGACAUGGAAACCGCGUACGGGCGGCUGAAGAGGUCGAGGCUCCUGAUAGAGAGGGGGGCGAUCAGGUCCAUGGCGCGGGCUUACAUUUCCAAGAGGAAGUUCUAUCUUCUCGGGGAGUUCCUCAGGGAUGUGGGCCUCGGUCGGCGCAACGUAGGGAACCUCCUCUGGAACCUGCUGCUGCUCUCAUACGCCGCCAACUUCAAGAUGAAGAGCUUGCAGAGGGCGUUCCUGGAGAUGGCGGAGGCGGGCUUCUCCCCCGACCUGACCACCUUCAACAUCCGGGCCCUGGCUUUCUCGAGGAUGUGCAUGGUCUGGGACCUCCACCUGAGCGUCGAGCACAUGGCGCACCAGAGGGUCCUCCCCGAUCUGGUGACCUGCGGGUGCGUGGUGGACCUGUUCCUGGAGAGGAGGCUCGGGAGGAACCUGUCUUUCGUCUUGAGGAAAAUGGACCUCAACGGGCCACCGAGAGUUUCCACAGAUCCUCUGGUGUUUGAGGUCUUCGGAAAGGGGGACUUCCACUCGAGCGCGGAGGCCCUGUUGGAGUCCAAACACCGUCGGAGAAACUGGGCCUACUCCUCGUUGAUUUCCAUGUAUCUGAAGAAACAAUACAGAAGCAACCAGGUGAUCUGGAAUUACUGA